AUGACAGUCACAUAUGAUUCUCCCUCCCGGGGAACAACCAACACAUCAAUGGCCACUCUCGAAGAUCGUUUCCAAGUGAUGAAGGAGGUGGGCGAUGGUAGUUUCGGUAGCGUGGCACUUGCGCGCGUACGGACUGCUGGGUCCCAUAUUGCGCGUCGAGGAACUAUGGUCGCUAUCAAAACAAUGAAGAAGACCUUCGACUCAUUAGGCCCAUGUCUAGAGUUGCGGGAGGUCAUCUUCUUGCGUACCCUGCCGGUGCACCCGCAUUUGGUUCCGGCCCUCGAUAUCUUCCUCGAUCCUCUUUCCCACAAACUGCACAUCUGUAUGGAGUACAUGGAUGGUAACCUGUACCAAUUGAUGAAAGCCCGUGAUCACAAGUACUUCGAAGGAAAGCACGUCAAGAAUAUCUUAUAUCAGAUCCUAUCUGGACUGGACCACAUCCACGCCCACCACUUCUUCCACCGCGAUAUCAAACCCGAGAACAUCCUUGUGUCGACCUCUGCCCCAAAUGAUUCAACUUUCAGCCGCUACUCCAACCUUGUUACCCCUCCAUCUACCCCUCCAACAUACACUGUUAAGAUUGCCGACUUUGGUCUCGCCCGGGAGACCCACUCGAAGCAGCCUUACACCACUUACGUUUCAACUCGGUGGUACCGGGCCCCUGAAGUGCUCUUACGUGCUGGAGAGUACUCCGCUCCGGUUGAUAUGUGGGCUGUGGGUGCUAUGGCUGUCGAGAUCGCGACCCUGAAGCCCUUGUUCCCUGGAGGCAACGAGGUGGACCAGGUUUGGCGUGUGUGUGAAAUUAUGGGUAGCCCUGGCAACUGGUACAGCAAGUCUGGUGCCAAGAUUGGUGGUGGUGAAUGGCGUGAAGGAUCGCGGUUGGCGCACAAGUUGGGCUUCACAUUCCCUAAGAUGGCGCCACAUGCAAUGGAUACCGUCCUCCAGCAGCCCCAGUGGCCCGCUGCUCUCGCUGAGUUUGUCACUUGGUGUUUGAUGUGGGAUCCCAAAAACCGACCGACAUCAACCCAAGCUUUGAACCACGAGUACUUUGCCGAUGCUGUGGAUCCUCUGCGUCCCAAGUCCUCGACCUCAUCAAGAUUGCUCGGCCGCAAGCCAUCCGACCGAAGCUUCAAAUCUCCGACCCUUACACCCCACAACUCUCCCACUCUCUCUACCAAGCCCUCGUGGUUCCGCAGAUCCUUGAUUGGACGAUCUGAAAGUCCUGUUCCUUCCGAAAAUGAUAGUCCCGUCCGACCUCCAGUUGUCACUCACAACACCGUUCCCGAAAUCCAGCCGGCAAAGGCUCGUCCCCCCAACACUAAGCGGGCCACAUGGGCCAACGGUGCUCCGAUGCCCAUUCUUCCUUCUAUUCGCCCUGUUUCUCCUCUCUCCGCCUCUGUCACCGCGCAAGCUAACGCGACCUUGGCGCACAGCGAGGCUCAACAGGCCGCUGAAUCCGAAGCCAUCAAGGCUAGCAAGAAGAUUGGUCGCCAACUGUCGGUCAACUCCAACGGCAAUCAUUACUCUGACGCACACCGCUUGGAGGCCGAGAGGAUGCUGAAUGGUUCCGGCAGCACCACACCGACUACCAAAGAGAGCUUCUUCUCGCACCUGCGCAAGCGGGCUCGCAGACUCUCCGGCCGUAAUCAGGCCGCAGUGGCCGCUGAUGAUGUCGAAGCCAAUGCCGGGUGCAUUCCGUGGUCUAACCGCUCAUCCAUGGCCAUCGAUGGUGCCAAUGUUUCUGACUCCAAGCAGCACUCUGACCUGAGCGAGCUUGAUAAGGCACUCCAGAGUGUGAAGUACUCGUUAGACUCGUCUACCCUCAGCAACGUGCCUGUGCACUUGAACUCUGAUAGUAGCAUCACAAAGCGCCAGUCCAUGCCCCAGACUACUGGCGCCAACCCUGGACCCAUCUCUAGCCGGACUAGACGGGCAAUGCAAAUGACCAGCCACCCCGUCCACCGCUACGAGACACCUGAGGAGGAGGAUGAGCUUUUGGACGAGGUCUUACAUUCGGCCAGCAAGGCUGCCCGGCGCUUGGCUCUGACUCAGUCAAUAACUUCUCAUGCCCGCGCUCUGCCAAGCCCAUAUCCUACUCCAUCGCCUACAGCAGCCCACCGUGAAAGCUACUUCGACACACCUGACAAGCACAUUGCCAAGCCUGAUGUGACCUCAAACCGUCAAUGGCCAACUCCCCCUUACGAGGAGUCUGAGUGGAACAACAAGGCAUCCUCUCAUUACGUUCCAUCUGGAUCCAACUACAUCUAA
This is a messenger RNA of Penicillium pulvis, 2268 nucleotides long. RefSeq names its product serine/threonine-protein kinase. The transcript is spliced from 2 exons. Gene Ontology annotation, biological process: protein phosphorylation; intracellular signal transduction. Gene Ontology annotation, molecular function: protein serine/threonine kinase activity; ATP binding. The record is from RefSeq and is a predicted model, not a curated record. Gene Ontology annotation, cellular component: nucleus; cytoplasm. Lineage: Eukaryota; Fungi; Ascomycota; Eurotiomycetes; Eurotiales; Aspergillaceae. The coding region runs from base 1 to 2268 and encodes 755 amino acids.